CACAACUUUUUGAAAUUUUUUGGCCAUUGCAAUGAUAUUGACCGUGAGAUGCGAAAGUGCUUAAAGAAGGAGUAUGAAGAAAACAGGGCCAGGAACCAGGCGAUGCGACGGAGGCUAAUUAAUGCUCACAAAAACUCAGAGAAGUGA
Balearica regulorum gibbericeps (East African grey crowned-crane) is the source of this 147-nucleotide messenger RNA. Lineage: Eukaryota; Metazoa; Chordata; Aves; Gruiformes; Gruidae. The record is from RefSeq and is a predicted model, not a curated record.